This is a messenger RNA of Fraxinus pennsylvanica, 1299 nucleotides long. The record is from the annotation of a GenBank genome assembly. Lineage: Eukaryota; Viridiplantae; Streptophyta; Magnoliopsida; Lamiales; Oleaceae.
AUGGCAGAGGACUCCGAUCAUCACCGCUUUCACCACCACGAACCGGCGACUCAGUCUCAACAACAACCACCACCACUAAGGCCAAUUGCCAGCAACACUGUGAGGGUCCAUCAAGAACAAGAAAACCAAUAUGAUGAAUUCUAUCGACAAGGCUCAAAUUUGCUCGAUUUUGAUUCAUUGGAACUACCAAGUAAUUCCAAUUCCUCUUUCUUUAUUCCCGAUGAGUACAACACCACCACCGAUUUCAGGUUCGAUUUUAAUGUAGAACAAGAAAACUGGGGCUGCGGAUAUGCGGAUUCCUUACCUCGCCGAAAUCGCUGUUUCUGCGGUGAAGAGGAAUGCGAUGACCCGAUGAAUUUCGUUACCGAUCUGUUCGAGACCCGCGAAGUCCAUGUUCUGAAUGACCAAAUCUGGGAUUUCGAUUCAGGUCCGGCGGAGGAUCCGGGGAUGGAAUUUGGGUUCGGUCCGCGUCUUGGGUCCGAUGCAGACCCUUCUGCAAUUGUGGUUGGUGUUGUGGGCCCGAAUUUGGAGUCCGAUUCCGGUGAAAUUGAGUUAAAUUCUGGGUUUAUUGUCAAUGAUGAAGAUAAUUAUGAUAGCUUUGGGGUCAAUGAUUAUCGUAUUACUGAAAAUGAAAGAGAAGAGUUUGAGUGCGAGGAGGUCGAUGAAAGAACCCAAUUUGACGAGAGAGAGAAUUUUGAUUCCGUUAUUGAUCGUAUCGGGGGAAUCUUGGUUUCUUCAAAUGUUCCAUCCCCGGAAGGUGAGAAUUCAUUUUUAGACGAAGUAGAAGACGGAGUAGAAGAAGAAGACGAAGAAGAAAACUAUGUACAGUGGGAAGUGCUCAUGACAGUGAAUAAUUUGGAUAGGGAUUCUGGUUUUGAGACCCCGGAAGAACAUAACCAUGGGAGUGAAGUUGCUCGUUUUGAUCUUUCAGAUGAUUUUAUUAUGACUAUGGAACAACUGGCGGAGAAUGCGAAUGCUUUAAAGUUUGGUCGUCCUGCAUCAAAAUCUGUGGUGGAGAAUUUGCCUUCAGUAGUGUUGACAGUAGACGAAGUACGGGAGAACAAUGAUGCGGUUGUUUGUGCAGUUUGUAAGGAGGAUGUUGCGGCUGGAGAGAAGAUGACUAGAAUGCCUUGCUUCCAUCUUUAUCAUGGUGACUGCAUUUUGCCAUGGCUUGAGAUCAGGAAUACAUGCCCGGUUUGUAGGUACGAGUUGCCCACAGACAAUGCAGCUUACGAGAAGAGGCGGAGCAAUAGGGGUGGUGAUGGAGUUGCUGGUCGCUUAGUCGAUGAUUUCAGGUGA